Messenger RNA from Eublepharis macularius, 1767 nucleotides. RefSeq names its product transcription factor AP-2 beta (gene TFAP2B). Gene Ontology annotation, molecular function: RNA polymerase II transcription regulatory region sequence-specific DNA binding; DNA-binding transcription factor activity, RNA polymerase II-specific. Gene Ontology annotation, biological process: anatomical structure development; regulation of transcription by RNA polymerase II; regulation of cell population proliferation. NCBI's taxonomy places the organism in Eukaryota, Metazoa, Chordata, Lepidosauria, Squamata, Eublepharidae. The transcript has 7 exons. Bases 132 to 1514 code for a protein of 460 amino acids. The record is from RefSeq and is a predicted model, not a curated record. Gene Ontology annotation, cellular component: nucleus.
UUUCAGACAACAGAUAUAAGUUGCGAUGGGAGAGGAACGCCGGACUCGGUGUCUGUCCCCCAUUUCCAAUUAUAGAUGGAUCAUUACAGAGCGGGAAGGAGAGAGAAUCCAGGCAUCUGCUCUUCACAUGAAUGCAUUCACCUCCUAGAGAACAAACCGCCAUCAUGCUCUGGAAACUGGUGGAAAAUGUCAAGUACGAAGACAUCUACGAGGACCGGCACGAUGGAGUCCCCGGCCACAGCUCCCGACUGUCCCAGCUGGGCUCGGUCUCCCAGGGACCUUACUCCAGCGCCCCUCCGCUGUCUCACACCCCGUCCUCGGAUUUCCAGCCGCCCUACUUCCCGCCGCCCUACCAGCCACUUCCUUACCACCAGAGCCAGGACCCCUACUCCCAUGUCAACGACCCCUACUCCUUGAACCCGCUGCACCAGCCCCAGCAGCACCCGUGGGGGCAGCGGCAGAGGCAGGAGGUGGGCUCCGAAGCCGGCUCCCUGCUGCCCCAGCCUCGGGCCUCUCUGCCUCAGCUCUCCGGACUGGACCCCCGCCGGGACUACCACUCGGUCAGGCGGCCGGACGUCCUGCUGCACUCGGCCCACCACGGCCUGGACUCUGGCAUGGGGGAUACCCUCUCUCUGCACGGCCUCGGACACCCGGGCAUGGAAGACGUGCAGUCAGUGGAAGAUGCAAAUAACGCCGGCAUGAACCUGUUGGACCAAUCUGUCAUCAAAAAAGUUCCAGUUCCUCCAAAAUCUGUGACUUCCCUGAUGAUGAACAAAGAUGGCUUCCUGGGAGGCAUGUCGGUAAAUACGGGAGAAGUGUUUUGCUCGGUACCAGGACGGCUGUCCUUGCUCAGUUCGACUUCCAAGUACAAAGUGACUGUGGGAGAAGUUCAAAGGCGCCUCUCUCCUCCGGAAUGUUUGAAUGCCUCGCUCCUCGGAGGUGUACUUAGAAGAGCCAAAUCGAAAAACGGGGGCAGAUCGUUGCGAGAGAGGCUAGAAAAAAUCGGUUUGAAUUUACCAGCCGGCAGGCGCAAAGCAGCAAAUGUCACUUUACUCACCUCCUUGGUGGAAGGAGAAGCUGUACAUUUAGCUCGGGAUUUUGGAUACAUCUGUGAAACGGAGUUUCCGGCCAAAGCCGUUUCGGAGUAUCUCAACAGACAACACACGGACCCCACCGAUCUCCACUCCAGGAAGAACAUGCUGCUUGCCACAAAGCAACUUUGUAAAGAAUUCACAGAUCUCUUGGCCCAGGACAGGACACCCAUUGGAAAUAGCCGGCCGAGCCCCAUUUUGGAACCAGGGAUCCAGAGCUGCUUGACUCACUUCAGUCUCAUCACCCACGGCUUUGGGUCGCCAGCCAUUUGUGCUGCCCUGACUGCUCUCCAGAACUACCUGACAGAAGCUCUGAAAGGCAUGGACAAGAUGUUCUUGAACAACAACUCUGCUAACAGGCAUACUUCCGGGGAAGGACCAGGUAGUAAAACCGGAGAGAAGGAAGAGAAACACAGAAAAUGAAAACAAAAAGGAAGCUAAUGAAAUUAGGGAAGAAAAAUAAAAAGGAAAAGCAGAAAGAAAGAGAGAGAAUCUUUUAAAAACAUUUUGAUUUUAGCUUUAAAAUAUUGGAUUGGGCUUUGGAGGAAUGAUGCUAGCUAGGUCAGACCCACAAAGAAUUUUUUUUUUAAAAAAAGGACAUAAGGUCAGAAGUGCACAAUGGCGCAGGAAUGGCUUUGACGGAGGAACUUUUGAAGACAACUUCCAGGAGUUUCCA